UCUAACAUGCAUUUCGUCACUACUUUGUCGGUGAGCUUGCUCGCCGCUAUUGCAACAGCUCGCCCCAGCCCGCGCGCGCCUGACCAGCCCCCAGUUUUCGCGCAUUACAUGAUCGGCGAGAUCUUCGACGAUCACACGGAACAAGACAUUUCAGACGCGAAGGCUUUGGGCAUCGAUGCCUUCGCCUUGAACAUCAAUAAUAUCAAGGAUUCGUGGUCGGUCAACACCGUCGACCGCCUGUUCAAGCACGCUGAUGCGAAAGGCUUUGGACUUUUCUUCUCCUUUGACAUGGCCAAGGACGCGGGAUACUUCACCGCCCCUGAUCAGUUCCAGGACUACUUGAAGAAUUUUCUCAAGCGAAAAUCCUACUACAAGUAUGGAGGCAAAAACCUAGUCUCCACCUUUGGUGGUGAGGAAGUCAGUGCCACCCAAUGGAUCAAGUUCAAGGAGAACGUGGGCAACUCGAUUGUUGUCCCCGGAUACUACCAAUCCGAACAAGCAGAUGGCAAGGUAUUUGAGAAGAACAACGGUCUUGACGGCAUUUUCAACUGGAACUCUUGGCCCGAGGCCGGAUCCAAGACCAAGGUCUCGGCCGCUGGAGACAAGACCUUCAAGAGCGCCGCCACCAACGGCAAACUCUUCAUGAUGGGCAUGUCUCCCCUUCAGUUCAAACACAUGGACAAUCAGGAAAACCGCUACCGCCGCGGCGAAGAUAACCUCGAGCUACGCAUCGAGCAAGUCCUCGACGUCCAGCCCCAAAUGCUCGAGCUCCAAACCUGGAAUGACGGUGGCGAGGGCCACUACAUGGGCAAGCUGUGGCCAGAACCCAUGACCGACGCUGCUGCCAUCAAGAAAUACGUCGACGGCUACGACCAUACCGGCUACUGGCAAAUCCUCCCCUCCUUCAUCCAAGCCUACAAGCGCGGCGACAAGGACACCAAGAACAUGGUCCCCACCAACGGCAAGAGCGUCCAAGGAACCUUCUGGCACCACACCCUCACCGUCGGCGGCAACUGCGGCAGCGACCCCAUCAAGAAACCCUCGACUGCUUCCGCUGCUGAAGACGCCGUCACCGGCGUUAUCCUCGUCGCAAAGGGCAAGUCUGGCUUGACUGUCGUCGUCAAGAACGGCGACAAGGAGCUCGGCAAGCAGGGUCUCAAGGAGGGCUUCAACAGGUUCAAAUUCACCGGCUUGGGCGCUGGCAAAGUCCAGGUUGAGGUUUGGGAGGGAUCUACCAUGGUUUCUGGAGGUUACGGACCCAAGGAGGUCAAGACCUCUGACUCGGUUUGCAACUACAACUUCCAGGUUGUUGCUAUGGGUGCUUAG
Periconia digitata is the source of this 1326-nucleotide messenger RNA. The record is from the annotation of a GenBank genome assembly. NCBI's taxonomy places the organism in Eukaryota, Fungi, Ascomycota, Dothideomycetes, Pleosporales, Periconiaceae.